AUGGCGGCAGGAGAGGAGGAUGGGACCGCGCCGGAGCCGGAGCCGGAGCCGGAGCCGGAGCAGGAGCAGGAGCAGGAGCCGGCGGCGGAGGAGCCACGGAGCUUCAAGGACUUGGGAGUGACAGAUGUCCUGUGUGAAGCUUGUGACCAGUUGGGAUGGAAGGUGCCAACGAAGAUCCAAAUUGAGGCUAUUCCAGUGGCUCUCCAAGGCAGAGAUGUCAUUGGACUGGCAGAAACUGGCUCUGGAAAAACAGGAGCCUUUGCUUUGCCAAUUCUUCAAGCACUGCUGGAAACACCUCAGCGAUUAUUUGCUCUUGUCCUCACACCAACAAGGGAGCUGGCCUUUCAAAUCUCAGAGCAGUUUGAAGCUCUUGGAUCCUCCAUUGGUGUUCAAAGCACGGUUAUUGUUGGUGGAAUUGACACGAUGUCUCAAUCUCUGGCCUUGGCCAAGAAACCACAUGUUAUAAUUGCAACCCCUGGCCGUCUAGUUGAUCAUCUGGAGAACACAAAGGGCUUCAACUUACGAGCUCUGAAGUUCCUGGUGAUGGAUGAGGCUGACCGGAUUCUUAACAUGGAUUUCGAGACAGAGGUGGAUAAGAUACUAAAAGUGAUUCCUCGAGACAGGAAGACAUUCCUGUUUUCUGCCACCAUGACCAAGAAGGUUCAAAAACUCCAGCGUGCUGCUCUGAAGAAUCCUGUUAAAUGUGCUGUUUCUUCCAAGUACCAGACAGUUGAAAAACUACAGCAGUACUACAUUUUUAUUCCCUCCAAAUUCAAGGACAGCUACCUGGUUUAUAUCCUGAAUGAACUGGCUGGUAACUCCUUCAUGAUAUUCUGUAGUACAUGUAACAAUACCCAGAGGACUGCUCUACUGCUGCGCAACCUGGGGUUCACUGCCAUUCCCCUCCACGGGCAGAUGAGUCAGAAUAAACGUUUGGGCUCUCUAAACAAGUUCAAGGCAAAGGCACGUUCUAUUCUCCUGGCCACUGAUGUUGCAAGCAGAGGUCUGGACAUCCCACAUGUGGAUGUGGUGAUAAACUUUGAUAUUCCUACACACUCUAAGGAUUACAUUCAUCGUGUUGGGAGAACAGCUCGAGCUGGGAGAUCUGGCAAAUCUAUCACCUUUGUCACACAGUAUGAUGUGGAGCUGUUCCAGCGCAUUGAACACCUGAUUGGCAAGAAGCUGCCAGCAUUCCCCAUGCAAGAGGAAGAAGUUAUGAUGCUGACAGAGCGUGUGGCUGAGGCCCAGAGGUUUGCUCGGAUGGAGCUGCGGGAGCAGGGAGAGAAGAAGCGAUCUCGGAAUGACGAUGAUGACACAGAAGAGGCUAUUGGUGUCAGGAAUAAGGUGGCAGGAGGGAAAAAGAAGAAAAGGAAAGCCUUCUAGUUUGGUAUUUGAACAGACUUUUUUAUUUUUCUCUUUGUGGCUGAGCUAUCAAAAACAGUCUACCAAGCCAUCUCCAGUGGAUUUUUUUUUCAGAACUACAUAUGAAAUUUGGCAGUCCCUGAGGAAAAAAGCUACUUUCUUUGUUCACGAGCUACAGACUGAGCUUGGCCCAUGUUGGUGCCAUGGUACCAGUUUUCCUUUCAGGGACACCAUCAGAGACCAUCACCUCUGGACCUGGAAGCAGCUGUGGUCUGGCCCUCCUCAUUCACUCUGAAGUGCAGUGUGAGUACAGCUUUUGCACUGCUGCAGCCUGUCCCACUAUCCAGUCUCACUGAGUGCAUCUGGAGUCAGAUCUGGCAGAAGAAAGAGAGGAAAAAGUUAAAAAGAAGUGACUGAGUUUUCACAGCACGGCUGUGAUGCCCUUGCCUUGGUGAAGGAAUGUAUUGCAUUGAGAACUCAAAAUAUAUUUUGCUUAAUUUUAAAGCUACCUGGUUUUCCUUGUCUUGUCACUGGCCUGUUCUGUUCACUUUGUGUUUCAGCUCUGCUAGAAGGUUUUAUUCUUGGGUCAAUCCUAGCAACUUAGAUGUGACAUCAGUAGCUUAGAUUUGUCAGCUGAAGAGCAGUCCAGCACAGAGAGAAUGAGUUCCAGCAGGAUGAAACUAUUCACUGCCUGAAUUCAAUCCAGUAUCUGCUAAUGAUUGACACCAUCAAGGAUAGGUCUGAGUUUUGGGUGGGGUUUUUGUGGCUGAUUCUCGUAGUACUUAAAAGUGAACACAAGAGGGAGGUAUUUACGUGGGAAAGCAACUCACAAGCUAGGAGGUGCAGGAAAACUGGUAUCCUGGAAAGCUCUUUGUUUCCCUAGGCAGGGAACUUUGUUACUCUUAGGCAGUGUCCCAUGCCAGAUAAAUAGACUUUUGCAAGAAUGAGAUAAAUGCACUUCAUAUAAAACCAGAAGGUUACUGCUAGUUCUCAAUGACAAUAAAAAUUUUCACACAGGAUGUUCCUGGUAGGCAGAGAAGAGUGAGAAGCUCUUGCAUAUGUAGAUUUACUGAUAACAUGAAAAUUUAAUGCCCAGUAGAACCAUUCAUAAACUGGAUUUUGUGCUACAUGAAAAACAGUGUUCAAAAUAGUCCUUGUAAGAUCUAAAUGGAAAGUAGGAGCUAUUGCAGUAAUCAAGGUGAACACAGUGGUUAUUUCACACUGUCAGCAUAAAUCUAAUAUCCACAUGUAUGCUAGUCAGGAUGCUUUUACACUUUUGUUAGGGGUAGCACAUUUUGCAAAGAAAUGCCAGAAAACCUAGGUCUGCUUUUUCAUGAGGAACUGAGAUACUCUUUGGAGCAAAAAGAGUGCCAGUGUUUACACUCUUUAUUUAUUGUUGUAGCAGUUAACUUAAUCUCCCAAAUAUCUUCAUGUCUGAUAGUUCUAAAAUGGUCUUGAGUCAGUGGCAGAUAGUAAGUAUACAAAUCUUGGGUAUGUUCACUGCUAAGAGCAUUUAUGUAAAGCCAAAAGAGUGUUUAUCUUCCCUAGUUUAGCACAGAGGGGCAGGGCUGAAAGCCCAUGAAUUAGAACAUGUUCAUUCUACAGGGCCCUUUGGUAGCAAACCACACACAUGAGAGGAAACAGCCCUAGAAUGCACCACAGAGAGAACAAAAUGAGUGAUAAUAUGGGUGGAGAUGCAAAUGCUUGUUCCCCUUGGAGCAAGGGAACACUCCCAACUGUCCUGCUGGGUGCCUGAACAAAAUUUCUUAUUCUUUGCAGGCAGGAUGGGGUUGGUUCCAGUAUCAGCAAAGGAAGCUUAAAUCUCUCUGAGGGUCCUGGAUCCCUGGAAAACCUCUAGAGUGUUAUUCCCAGCUGUGUAAUGGAUGAGAUACAGAGUCAGUCCUGAACUAAUCUUGUGAAGUGAUGUGAAGGGCACCUUGACUGCUGGAGGAGGUAGGGCAGAGUCAUUCCUUUCAGAAGUAGUGAGGCUUGCUUUAAUAGGUUGUUGGAGUCUGCAGCAUCUCUCUGUGUUCUUCCAUAUGGAAGCCUGCAGAAGGGAUAUCUUCUCCCUUGAUGGAGUCAAAGAUAAUCCCUCUUUUACUGUAGCAAGAAUAUUGGUGGAGAGAAAUAGAGCUGCUCCUUGUAAAAGAGUACAGAGCCUCUUUGAGAGGAGUGACUAAACAGCUGGCCACCUCCCUUGAUUUGGAAUGACAAACCGUAGAAGCACUUGGCAUGAGACAAGCAAAGGUCUCACCACACCCACAUUCUCCCUGGUGCCUCACCUGCCCCAGGUAUGUGCGUUCAGUUUCAACUAAAAAUAUCUCAACAGGUUGGAGGGGCAGGAAAUGGAUUUUUUUUUGUGGCUACUCUAGAGGGGCUGGGUCAGAGGGUGUUUGUAUAACUAAAGUGGAAUAGGGAGUGUCCAGAGAUGUAUUUGGGCAAAACAGAAUUUGCAGCCAGCCUAAAACAAAAUAUCUAGCUGAUCUAAUGAAACAUGAGGGGAAAAGAAUGAAGUGAGACCUGUCUCUCUCUGAAUAAAUGGUCAGAAAAGACCAGCACUGGUAUGUGCAUGGCUGCAUUCUUUUGUUCAACAACUGCUGCCAGUGUGUUUGUUCAGUCAGGAGGGCUUUUGAGGGGCAGUUCUGAAGCACACCCCUGCAUGCCCUUGAGUUUCACACAGCAGGGACCUGAGUGGAAGAUUAACCUUAGCCCAAUCCUACCUUACAUCAUGCUAACACAAUUUGUCAUAUUUAUAUGGUUGAAACUCAGGUGAAGUUUCAAUGAAAGCUCUGUU
Molecule: messenger RNA, 4156 nt
Organism: Ficedula albicollis (Collared flycatcher)
Lineage: Eukaryota; Metazoa; Chordata; Aves; Passeriformes; Muscicapidae
Gene: DDX47
Product: DEAD-box helicase 47
Exons: 12
Coding region: 1-1383 (460 amino acids)
Molecular function (GO): nucleic acid binding; RNA helicase activity; ATP binding
Source: RefSeq, a predicted model, not a curated record